This is a messenger RNA of Rhea pennata, 1116 nucleotides long. RefSeq names its product E3 ubiquitin/ISG15 ligase TRIM25-like. The transcript is spliced from 5 exons. NCBI's taxonomy places the organism in Eukaryota, Metazoa, Chordata, Aves, Rheiformes, Rheidae. The record is from RefSeq and is a predicted model, not a curated record. The coding region runs from base 1 to 1116 and encodes 371 amino acids. Gene Ontology annotation, molecular function: zinc ion binding.
AUGGCGAAAGCAAAGGAAGAAUUUGAGGAGGUUUCUAGCCUGGAGGAUGAACUCAGCUGUCCCAUCUGCCUAUGCUUGUACACAAACCCAGUGUCACUGAGCUGUGGUCACAGCUUCUGCAAGCAGUGCAUCCAAAAGGCUCUCAGUGCCCAGCAGCAAUCCAAGGCCUCUUACUCCUGCCCAAUGUGUAAGAUCCAGCUAGGGCCCAUCCUGGAGCUGCAGAAGAAUUUCCAGCUGUGCAGCAUCGUGAAGGCCUUUCUGGCCACCACUUCCAAAGGAAAACAGGGCAAGAGCUCUCCAGAAGACGAGGAGAGGGUUCCCUGUGAUUUUUGCCUUGAUCAACCCCAGCCAUCAGUGAAAACCUGCCUCACCUGUGACUCAUCUUUGUGCCAGGCCCACCUGAACAAGCACAACGCCAGGGCUUCACAGAAGGACCAUGUCCUGCUGGAGGCUGCUGUGGGCUGCUCUGCAGAGGAGAGGAAGUGUCGGCAGCACGGCAGGCUGCUGGAGUGCUGCUGCGAGGAUGACAGGGAGUAUGUCUGCGUACUGUGCUGCAUUGCGGGGUCCCACAAGGGCCACAGCAUCGUCACCCUCAAGGAGGUCCACGACAAAGAGCUUGGUGUUCUUUCUCACACUGUGAAACAGAUGCAGGAAAAUGAAAGUGCUCUAAUUAACGCCUUGGAGGAACUGCAGAAAAGUGAGAAUCAGCUCAAGACUAACACGAAAACAGUGACUUCUCAGCUGGUGAAGCUGUUUGAAGAGAUCAGGGUAGAGGUAAAUCGAAAAGAGCAGCAGAUCCUGAGUGACAUCCAAUCCAAUGAGAAAAAACAAUUGGCAGGCAUUACCAAACUGAAGAAGAAAAUGGAACAGAAGAGAGAUGAGGCUGCACAGCAUCUUCAGACUUUACAGAAGAUGAGAGAGCAACCAGAUGCUUUCCUCUUCCUCAAAGAAUUUAAAUUGGCACAGGAUAGGAUUGAGAAUCAGAAUUUCAAGGCUGACAAGAUAAAAGUAGUAGUAGCGGAACUGGAUCCAGCCAGAAUGAAGAAAUACAGAAGCCUAAUGUCAGACUACAUAUGUCAGCUGGACUUGCUGAUGCAGGAGGUGCACAGUAAGUGA